GUAAAUUUUAUCUCUAUCCCUUUAAUCGACUUUAAUGAUAUAAGGACCCCUAUCACAAAAUACUGCUUUCUCGCUGCGCUUAGAGUAGAGUUACGGGAGAGACUUAUAAAGGCAACGGGUGUAUUCUUCGAUCUCCUAAUAGCAAAGAAGCUAGAGGUAGACGUGGCUAAUAGUAAGCACUUCCGUGGAUACGCUCGUUCGGGGACCGAGAAAACGGCGACAAAAGCGAUUAGCGAGAAAUAUUUACUGUGUCUUCCUAAAGUAACUAUACCGGGCCUACGGCUAGCGAUCGAAGCGUACCUUAAGGAGACACAGGCCUUAGUAAACGAAUUUAUCCUAUUAAUUACCGAAAUCCUAGCUCCUCCUAUCCCGAAUACACUUGUGGUGAAUAUUAGCCAGUUACUAGAAACCCUUAUACAAGCUCUUGAAGUGACUCGGGAGAAUAUAUUGCUAGAAUUACCGUCUCGCCUUAUGGGUUUACGUAAGAAGGAUAUCAAGUCCGAAGCAGAGAUAUUCUUUGUUGAGGUUUUUAAAGGCUCCGCUAGCUAG
Molecule: messenger RNA, 549 nt
Organism: Penicillium daleae
Lineage: Eukaryota; Fungi; Ascomycota; Eurotiomycetes; Eurotiales; Aspergillaceae
Product: 2-oxoglutarate and iron-dependent oxygenase domain-containing protein
Exons: 5
Source: RefSeq, a predicted model, not a curated record